AUGAAAUCUUUCCAGAUCACCAUCUCUUCCCUGUUGACGUGCCUCAUUCUGGGGGUCAACGCUUCUCCGGCCGCAGAAGGAGCUGGAUUGGCGAAACGUGAGGACACAAGCUUUGGCUGUCCCUACGUCUCCGAGGCUUGCAACGCCAUCUGUAUGAGUCAAGUAGACGCCAACGGCGAUGUUGCAUACAAGGGAGAAUGUCACCCUACCUUCUGGGGCGCCUUUAAUUGCGUAUGCCUCUACACCACCGUUGACGACGACGGCACUCCUGUCCUAGGGGCCGCGACCAGGACCGUCAUUGCACGUCCUCCC
This is a messenger RNA of Tricharina praecox, 312 nucleotides long. RefSeq lists its product as uncharacterized. The annotation marks the transcript as partial. The record is from RefSeq and is a predicted model, not a curated record. NCBI's taxonomy places the organism in Eukaryota, Fungi, Ascomycota, Pezizomycetes, Pezizales, Pyronemataceae. The transcript is spliced from 4 exons.